GUCAAAAAAAUUGUGUGGUCCCCCCUAAAAUUGUUGGCUUCCGCCGCCAAUGCUUGCGAGGGCAUUCUUCUAAUUUUGCGGGAAUUUAGAUGCCCAAUGAUUUAAAACCGUUAUCACUCUCUUCUCCCCAAUCUCUGGUAGGAAAAGAAAUUGGUCAUAAACCGGCCUGCCAAAUCCGGAAAUGUACGUACAGCUGUUUCAUUGGUCGGAUCAAGGGGCUGGUCAAUAAUACACAUGUGUGUAUCGGACUGACUCGGUUGCGAACUCACCGCGAUCUCCUGACAUCUCUCGCCUGACCUGGCCGCCUAGCCUGCACCUGAGCAAGCCAGUACUCUCUGGACUGCAAUAGGGGCAAUUCGGGUUCCGAUAUUCGAGAACGAUGGCGCCGUCUUUAACAGAUAUUCUCCGCAGUGUGCUAACUGUAUUUUGUUUGUUUUCAACAGAAAAUAGCAGAUCAUGGACAGAAGCAGCACAAAUGGAAUACGAGUAUGUGACCUGUGGAUCAAUAGUAAAGCUUAUCAACCAAAAAUAUGGUGCCAGAUUACAUUCACAUGAUAUACAUUAUGGUUCUGGAAGUGGUCAACAAUCUGUUACAGCUGUCGAUUCAACUACUGAUCAAAAUAGUUAUUGGCAAAUAAAAGGCAAACUUGAUAAGAAUUGUGUUAGAGGAGAACCAGUUAAAUGUGGAAGCACGAUACGACUUCAACACAUAGCAACCAAACGCAAUCUUCACAGUCAUCAUUUCCAGUCACCGCUUUCAUCAAACCAGGAGGUUAGCUGCUUUGGAGAAAAUGGGAAUGGAGAUGAAGGUGACAACUGGGCAGUGGUAUGUUCUACGUCAAGCUGGAAGAGGAAUGAACUAGUUAGAUUCAAACAUGUAGCCACAGAAAUUUAUCUCAGUAUGUCAGGGCAAGUCUAUGGUAGACCCAUCCAUGGCCAGAAAGAGAUAUGUGCUUUAUCAUCACUGAGCAAUGCCAACCAAUGGAAGGUUGGGGAAGGCAUCUUUGUCAAGCCAUCAGAAAGUUUCAGAGCGAGCUAAUGGAUAUCACAGAUUCUAUUCAAAAGACUAUUGGCAUUGUAAGAAUUAUUUGGGUCAAGAAAUUUGAUUUCUUUGAUGAACAAACUGUCUUUAGAUUCAUAAGGGCAUGAAUUCUAUUUAUGUACUCUUAACCUAAAAAUGUGAUUAAAUCUAAACAUGCCAAACUUACAAUUUGACGCUACAUAACAAGGAUUUGAAACAAGGAUUUUUGGUGAGGGAGGAAAAAAAUUCUUGAAAUUGAAUGUAUACAAUUGACUUUGCAAAAACUGUGGCAUUUGAGGAAUGACCUCUGGAUUCAGGUUAACAUUUCAGAUCAAUGGAUCCUAAAGAUUUUGUCUUUUAUUUAAUCAGGGUCAUGGGAAUAUUAUGAAUUUAUAGAACAUCUCAAUACUGGUGCUUUAUGUACACAGCAUUCUCUUCUUCUUUACCCCGCCCCCCCCCCCUCUUAUGUAUUACUCUGCUGCAUUUACAACAUUUGCACAACUUAUGGUUGCAGGGAUAGAAAGUUUACAUUUUUGUUUUUUCAUAGCAUUUUAAGCUAUAAUGAAUUGUUUCCUAGUUUAAUACAGAGAACCAGGUCAUUUUUAGAAAAAUUAUGUGGUUUUGAUUAUUAGGAGUGAGAAAAAUAUUAUCUCUCUGGUUGGCAAGCCAACACCCUUAUGCCAAAUAAACAGUAAGUGGAUACAUGUACUGUAUGUUGUCUAUGGAGAAGUUGUCCCCAUGGUUUAUGUCUGGCUGUCUCCAGUUUUCAUUGGAAGUACUAGUAGAAACAAAACCUGCUUCAUGGUGAACCCUUCUGAUGGUGUUGAAAUCCUAAUGAAAACUGACACUAGAGAGUAAACCGUAUAUAAGAGGAGUAUGAUUGUUAAUGAUUCAACAAUAUAUGUGUUAGGUUACCAGAUGUCAUUCAACAUUCGACAUUCCUUAUCUCGUAAAAUUUCUAUUCACCACACAUUACUUAUUUUUAAUGUUCAUUAUAUUCUUAGCUCCUUUGAUUAUUCAAUAUUGUCAGGGUCUUUUCGAAAACUUUUGACAUCCAUUCCAUAGAGAGUAGCUGUUAUUUUGCAAACAAAUGACAUCUGGGCUAGUGUACAGAAAAAAAUGAUUCAACCACUUUUCCUGUCUUUUGACCUGAAAAUGGUAUCUUUCAUUCCUUUCAUAUGUCAUUUUAAUUCAUUGAUUUCAAAUAUUUUACUACUUUUCCGAAUUGAAUGCUAACGUGUAAAUAUUCACAUUAGUCAAGUUUCUUUCUUCCGAAGGCUUUACUACAUUAUUAAAGUUUAAGUAUGUCCUAUGUAUUACAUCCCGACUCCCCAUCUCUCGCUAGUUAUAUAGGAAUACAUUAUUAUUGAUAAUAAUAAUCUCAAGUCCUUCUAUUUCUCAGAAUGUUUAAAAAACAGGAGAAAAUGUACUUCACGAUCAAUUAGCCAAUCAAAAUGAAGGUUGCCACUGUUUGCCACAUGUAGUUAACAUCGUUUGCAAAAUGACAGUUUUGUGAAACUGGUCUCUGAAUUGUCCCUUGUCCCUGAUUGGUCACUGGUGAGAUAUAUGGUGUAAACGUGAAUCGUAAAGUUUUUACUAAAUUACUGUUGCAAUUUGAAAGAUCAAAUUUGAUUACUAAGGUAAAUUAAUGUAUGAAAAUUGUUUCACCUAUUUAUAUAGCAAAAUAUUCAACUUGAUUCUGUUCUCAUAAUCACAUUCACUUUUGCCUUCAAAUCUUGCAUAAUUCAUGUUGAUUUGGUUAUAUUUCUUGUCUAUCAACGAACCAGAAGUCUACAUACUUAGCACAGUGUGUCAGGUGAUGAGAUUGAGAAUGGUGUUAAUGCACUGUUCAGUAAGAAGGGUGUUCAGGUUCGUGUAAUUAUGUUGUGUAAAUAUCACUGUAUAUGCUAGGCACAAAAUAUAAAGGUUGGUGUAAAGGUAAACACUGAUGUUUGACUCCAUGAUCUUCUGUGUUUUAGCUCUAUGAAAGGUGUUAACAAGUGUUGUACUUUGAUUCUCUCUCAAGCAUGAAAAAGAUGAAGCAAAAGGAUAUGAACACAUAAAUCUAAACUCUGGUGCUUCAGUGUGAUGUUAAAGUUUGUGUCACUUGUGUGAUGAAUUUUCAAUGCUUGUAUGGAACUGUGAAGAGAUGUAUGGUACGGUACUGGAGGAAGUCUUUUAAUUUCUUAACCAGAUGUAAGAAACAUGCUAUUUAGUAAAUUAAAUAUGAUUUCUCAUUUUCAGUCCAUAAAGUCAUUUCAAAUACACCAUUCCUAGCAUAACUAUUUUCUGCAUUAGAUGUACAUGUUAUUUAUGCUUGACAGUAAUGUCUGUACAUUGUACUUUGUAGAGUGUAAAUUACUUUAUUUAACCUCUGUCAUAUUAUUUUGCCAAGGAAGAUGAACGUUAUUCGGACAACACUUUGUGUACCCAGAUGAUACCCUUGAAAGUAUGAACUAAUAAUUUGUUAAACAUUUUAUUUCAACAAUUUGGUUCAUCACAUUGGAUAUGUAUCAGUAUAAUUAUGUCAGUUAUCACCAUUUUUGUACAUGUAUGUGGUAACAAAUGAACAUUAGCAGUAAAAAUUGAAGCCAUGGGGGGUUGUCUAUAAGCAGUGACUAUCAAGGGGCAUUCACGCAUUGCCGGUUUAGAUGGCGGGGAACGGCAUUUUGUUCGAGUUGGCCAGUUUGUUUUACAAUGGGUUACAUGGUAUGUAUUGCUAUGUUAGGCAAGCACAAGUCAAAAGAGAUUGCAAAACUUUGUAAACCACCAAAAGCGAAUUGGCCAAACUCUUUAAUUAAAUACUCCUAUUGCAUCCAACUUUAAGGGGGCAUCCCGCCAUGAAUCGCCAUCUAGACCGGACAUGUCUGAUCGACACUAAAGAAUAUGAAAACCCUAAAGGAUAUGAAGAGUAAAGUCUACAUGGACUUUUGUAUUGUAAAAUUCCUUACAUUUAUUUUUUAACAGAUAAUAUUCAAGAUUUCUAUCAGUGUGAGCCCUUUGCUUUAUUUAUUUAUGCAUAAGCUGAAUGAUUAAGAAUUUAUUCAUUAAGAAAAUUUUUGUCAAGACAAUGUAGGAAAGGAAUGUAUGGAAUACAAAAGACCAUUUACAGCUUCUCAUCAUUGAAAAGGCAUUUCAUCAUGUGAAAUAAAAGGAACAUUUGAACGUGUUGCUAUAUGAUUCACCUUUUUUCGCAAGUAUGCUGUAUUGUAGAAAGUAUUUUAAAGUGUUAUUUAGAAUCACUUAUGUUGGAGGGUUUCUUAUAAAUAUUAAAUCACUUUCAUAGGGCAUAGUGCCAGAUAUAUGCUAUCAGUUAUGGAUGAUGUUUCAGUACAUAAUGAACACUUGUCUAUCUUGAAUUUAUAUAAAAAUGGGGGAUUAUGAAGUUAUUUUAUUGUUAUUGUGCCUUCAAUGUGAUAAAUUUUGUCUAUUUGUUUCAAUGAUUUUUAUUACUGCAAAGAUAAUUACAUUAAAUCAUUAACACGUCACAUGAAGAAAA
Molecule: messenger RNA, 4520 nt
Organism: Lytechinus pictus (painted urchin)
Lineage: Eukaryota; Metazoa; Echinodermata; Echinoidea; Temnopleuroida; Toxopneustidae
Product: stromal cell-derived factor 2-like
Exons: 6
Coding region: 380-1039 (219 amino acids)
Source: RefSeq, a predicted model, not a curated record